Molecule: messenger RNA, 1391 nt
Organism: Halichondria panicea
Lineage: Eukaryota; Metazoa; Porifera; Demospongiae; Suberitida; Halichondriidae
Exons: 4
Coding region: 19-1149 (376 amino acids)
Molecular function (GO): protein binding
Source: RefSeq, a predicted model, not a curated record
UCCUUACAUUGACACUGCAUGUUUCAUAAAGCCCAAUAUUCAGUGAGUGUGGAUAGACCAUGUCCAAUGGAAACAGUCACUUUUACCUGCACUGCUAAUGGAGAUAUCUUGAUAUGGGACCUGCCUGGAAAUCGUAUCACUGUUCUCACCACCUCUGAUCCACUAGUAAUGCAGUCAGGCUACACUGUGACACUGAUUGCAUUUGAUAACGAUACAUUAACUUCUACUCUAUCAAGAACAGCAGAGAAUGGGAUCACUGUGUCCUGUUCCGAGAUUGUGUCUACUCUAACCACUAUAGGAUCUUCAACAAUCCGUUUGGUUGAUCCACCAGGACCACCUUCUGCUGUAAGACAUUUUAUUUUGAGCAGCUCAGUCAAUGAAGUCAGUGUAUCUGUACAGUGGAACCCUCCUACUGAGACUGGUGGUAGAGAUGACCCCACUUACACAGUGACCAUCUCACCUCCGGCCCAGCUCUUUGCAACUGUCCUCACAUCCACCUCUGUCACUGUGACUGCUCAAUACAAUGUGGACUACACUGUCAGUGUUGUGGCUACCAACUGUGCUGGGAACAGUACAACUGCUGACUACAACUUUAGGAUCGGUGGCUGUCCUGCAUUGACCAACCUCACGAAUGGAGCAUUUGGACCAGUCUUCAGCAGAUUGCCUGGAUCAACAGUAACCAUCCAGUGUGAUGCUGGGUAUGUGUCUGUUGUUGCGAUGGUGACAUGUGAGGGUACACUGAUGUGGAGUCCAGACCCUGAGGCUAUUGAGUGUACAUCACUAAUCACACCUACUCCCACAACUCCCCCUCCAAUAAACUGCACGGCUCCACUAUCCCCACCACUUGAACCACCUACAGCUGCUCCUUGUAAUUGUAAUUGUGCCAGCCUAUCUGAUGGGAGUCGAUUUGAUGCAGCUGUCUCCAUCAGUGUGGUUGUCACAGCAAUUGUAUUCAUGAUAAUAGGAUUAUUUGUGGGACUCUUGAUAAUGUAUUUGUUCAUGCAUAAGAAGAAUGUGUACUCCCCGUCACCUAAAGAGCGAGCUAACGUAGGACCCACUGUACCAGCUGGUCCUGUUUAUGAGGAGGUGUCACCCAAAGAGGAGAUUGAACUAAAUACUAACCAGGCGUAUGGACCAGUAGGACUGUGAAAUUUCUGGUCAUUUUCAUCAACAGUUAAUGUACAUGCAUGUAAACAAUUAACACAAUUAAUAUAGCACGUACUGCAACUGUUCAUUAUCAACAACUUAAGAACAAUGUAAACAGAGUUGUUGGCAUAAGUCAUGUAGCUACGUAGCUGUUUCAUUUUUCCUGGUCUGAAAGGAUUGCUUCAGCUGAAAAUACGCACCUCGAUUAAAGGCCAUGUGUAUAUUCAUACAUGUACAUGUGAAAG